CACGGAAGUUCACCCACCACCACCGCAAGAACAUCACUCACCAGCGGUAGCUGCAGAGAAGGAAGGUUCCAUAAUGGAAGAUGCGGCCAUUCAACGAGGUGGACACGAAAGGCCACAAGAAAAACUACCAGAAGCAGCAACAGCAGCGCCACCAGAAGGACUUCGCACAUCUGCGGUGAGAUCUUCGGAAAAAACAGAAGACGUUACUGAUGAAAAUGAAGAAAUUGGUGAAGAGAAUGCUGAAGAUGAAACGAAAAAACAACAAGAACAAAUACAACUACCGCAACAACCUCAACAAUUCGGAGAAAAAGGACAGCAGCAGCAACAACAGGAAGAACAACCGCAUGGAUAUCCCACAGACGAUGGCGAAGUACCCAAAAAAGAUAAAAACGCCGUUGGAACCAACAACAGUGAUGGCAGCACCGCGGUCUCCCACGCCACCUCCCCUCUUUUGCCUCUUCUUCUUCUUGUUGCGUGUGCGGCUGCUGCUGCGGUGGUGGCCGCGUGA
Messenger RNA from Trypanosoma cruzi, 508 nucleotides. Its product is annotated as mucin-associated surface protein (MASP), putative. The transcript has a single exon. The record is from RefSeq and is a predicted model, not a curated record. NCBI's taxonomy places the organism in Eukaryota, Euglenozoa, Kinetoplastea, Trypanosomatida, Trypanosomatidae. The annotation marks the transcript as partial.